This is a messenger RNA of Fonsecaea nubica, 888 nucleotides long. RefSeq lists its product as hypothetical. Lineage: Eukaryota; Fungi; Ascomycota; Eurotiomycetes; Chaetothyriales; Herpotrichiellaceae. The transcript is spliced from 3 exons. Gene Ontology annotation, molecular function: oxidoreductase activity, acting on the CH-OH group of donors, NAD or NADP as acceptor. The record is from RefSeq and is a predicted model, not a curated record. The coding region runs from base 1 to 888 and encodes 295 amino acids.
AUGGCGCAAAGAGCACAGCAGAUCGCUUCGCAUCUCAACUACCCCUCGGGCCUGUUGGCCGGGCAGGUCGCUAUCAUCACAGGUAGCGGUCAGGGUAUUGGGGCCGAGUGCGCGCGACUGUUCGCCAACGAGGGCGCCAAAGUGGUCGUGUGCGACGUCGACGCCGCCAAAGGCGAGGCCGUGGCCAAGGCCAUCAACGAUGCCACCCCGGGCAACAAGCGCGCCAUCUCGGUGCCCGGCGACGUGACCGACCCCAACUACUUCCCCGUGCUGGUCUCCAAGGCCGCAGAGUUCGGCAACGGCAAGAUCCACAUCAUCGUCAACAACGCCGGGUACACCUGGGACGGCGUGAUCCACAAGAUCACCGAUAAACAGUGGGACACCAUCAUCAACGUGCACAAUACCGCCCCCUUCCGGCUGAUCAGACAAGCCGCCCCGUACUUCCGGGUCAAGGAUGGCGAGAAGAGAGUCAUUGUCAACAUCUCGAGCACGUCCGGCACGCACGGCAAUGCUGGUCAGGCCAACUACAGUCUGGCAAAGGCUGGUGUUACGGGUUUGAGCAAGACGAUCGCAAAGGAAUGGGGACCGCAGUUCGGUGUCCGCGCCAACACCAUCGCCUUUGGCCAAAUCAACACGCGAUUGACCCAAGCCAAGGAACAAGGAGCCUUCAUCACGACCGCCGACGGCCAGCGCAUCGCCCUGGGCAUUCCCGGAAAGCAGCUUGCCGAGCGGAAAGGAACUGACCCCAGCGCGGCGUUCAAGGACAUUCCCUUGGGCAGACCGGGCACCGCCACCGAAGCCGCCAGUGCCGUUCUGGCCGUGUGCUCGCCGCUGUUCUCCUACGUCAAUGGUCAGACCAUCGAAGUGACUGGCGGACGGAACAUGUAA